AGACUUGGCACACCACUUCUGAAAGGUUGCCAACCCCUGAUCUAAAGUAUGAUGAGUAACAUCUGUAAAAAAAUGACUUAUGAUCAUAUUGACAACGCACAAUACUUUUGUCUGAUUCUUGGGUGCCAAAUUUCAAGUUUGCACAUAACUGCAUAAUUUCCUACUGCUCUCCAUCCCAGUGAGGGAUACCUGCAACUUUUGGAGAACUGAGAUUUCACUACACUUUAUAAAAUACUAGUAAACGUUCUUUAGCACAUUUUAUGGAAGUAGCGAAAAUUAAAUUUGAGGGCCUCACUGCAAUGCUCUGAUCUUGAAUCUUCCCUAUGAAGGAGUGGGGAGAAACUGUUGUGAUUUAGGCUGUAUCUACACUGCCGCUUUCAGCGCUAAAACUUUUGUCAUUCAGGUAAAGCUACACCGCUCAUUCGGGGUGAGUUUUUUUUUUAUUGCUGGGAGAGAUCUCCCCUGACGAUGAAGCGUGUCUACACUGCCCACAUCACAGUGCAGCUGCGGCCGCGCAAGUGGGUAGCGUUGACAUACUCUGUGGGAAAUGGGUGUGCAGAUUAGGGAGCUCCUGCUGUAUUUAACUAUCUCAAUGGCUAGUUUAACUACCAGAUAAGUAGGCAGUGUGUUGCUUUACAGAGAAUGAUAGAGCUUGCCUGGAGUCUCUUGACUUUGAAAGGUUACAAUCAUGGCUAAAACAAGAGACAGAGCAGAGAUAUCUUAAAAGAUUGGCAGAGGAAGCUGAAGAUAAUGAUAUUAUUCCAACUCCUCACUGAUAAACACAGUUACUCCCUGUAGGGAGCAGGGGUUCGUGCAGAUGUAAGGGAACAUGACUGUCCAGUUUGCUGGAACAUGGCACUACCUGCAAAAAAGUAAAGACCAAAACUGCCUUGAUGCAAGGAAUAAAGGACUUGACUAGAAAAGUUGAUGGCAAUACAGGAUGAGGUCUGCCAAACCUCAUGAGUUGGCUAAGGAAAUCGGUGUCCUGUUCUUUGCCAAGUUAUUUGAGCAUCAGCCUGUGUCACAGCUGCUAUCAUCACUAAGGAAAAAUGUUUGAUCAGCUGAAUGGCAGUGUUCACAGAGGUGCUAUGCUGCUGCCGGAAAUUCAAUAAGAAGCGCUCAGAAGUGCCUGUGCUUCACAGGUCUCCCAGUACAACUCCACAAGUAGAAUAUUCAGGCUCGUUUAUUAUCUUGCAGAACCUGGUAGGCUUGUUUCAGAUCUCCCCAGGACGGCCAGCUUGCAGCAGUGGAUGGCUUGGACGUUGGAUGAAUGAACUGUUUGGUCCUUAUUGGAGCCAAAAUUGGUGAGUGGAUGGCUCAAAUGACAUAUGAAAAAUGGAACUGGAUUGGAACCAAUAUCAAUCUGAAAGUGAAAGGCUCUGUAAUUCAUUUCCCUCAAACGCCCACAAGCCAGCCAGCCUUCCUAAACUGGGGCCAGAUUGGAACUGGUGUUGUAAUAACCCUGUAUUCCAUGCCAUAGAAUCUGUUUUUGGAAGUUUAUGACCAACAGCUUGGAGAGUAAAUAGUUUGGAGGUUCGGGGAGUACAAGUUGCCAAAGAAAACUUGAGUCAGCUUCCAUUCCCUUUCACAUUGUAGGGUUUUUCAAUAGCCCGUCAGUUGCUUCUGUAAGUUCUAUGAACAGAUAUUUCCAGUUUCUGACUCUCCUUGUGUCCAGUGCUCUGUGAAUAAUUAACUUGUUUUUUUGCAAGUCAUAAAAAAUGUGUCCCAGAGAUCAUCAUCCAAUGCUGAAAUGCAGCCAUCUCUGGGCUGAGGCAUGGUAGCUGUUAACCACACAGCAAAGCUGCACAAAGAUCACUCACCCAGCAAAAGUGCAACUGCUCCUAGGGUGGGGCAUGGCAUGAUGUGCAACAGUUUAGUGCAAGAAGAAAACCCAAUCCAGUUGAAAUCUAAGGAGACAGAAGGGAGUUAGCUAGUUUGGGUUAGACACAUUAGCAAACUCCAUCAUCCUAAUAUUCUGACCUCCAGACUGGAAUGUGUUUGGUUCAAAAGAUGCCAUGGCAUUUCCCCCAAGAGUAUGAGCAUUAAAAUCCUAGGUCAAGACUUUGAAAAUUGAGCAGUGAGGUGCCCAACUUGAGGAACCUUAAAGGGGCCUGGUUUUCAGAAAGUGCUGAGCCACCUGCUUAUGAUGUGAUUCUUUGAUCUACACAUUCCAAUCUGGGGGCUAGUCUCAAUUUAUUUCUGGAUGUUUUCUGGAAGGCUGGUCUUGCUGUUAAGGCAUUAAGUUAGGAUUUAGGGACUUGAGCAACCCACUUUCCCACCUCAUCAUGAUCAUACGGCAACCCCCAUGAUGGAAUGGUUAAGAUAAUCAAGAGAACCCUCCACGGAGAGUAAAGUGGACAUAGCUUCUGCUGUUAUUGGCUGAAGGCCUUCAACUGUAUUGUGACAUGUCUGUUGUGAGGUCAUCAAGGUGUAUGCAGGGGCUUCAGACUGCAUUGAUCAAGAGAGGCAGCAGGAGGAACAGCUGCCACUUCCAGCACAGCUGAGUGAGAGGGGACCCGGGGAAUGGGGUACCACCAGCCCUGUUGAGGAGAACCUGAUGCGCUGAUGAGGUUACUUGCCCUGUUGAGGGAAACCUGAAUCAAAGAAGGGCUGACCAUCAGCUCUGCUGAGGGGAAUUUUAUGAGAGGUUACCAGCCUAUGAAGAGAAUCCCUCUCAGGCAGAGUGUAACAUCAUGGAGAAGAAUUCACCGAAGCCUGCUCUGAAACACCCAGCAAUUGGUAUUGACUUGGGCACCACUAAAUCCUGCGUGGGCCUCUUCCGAGAUGGCAAGGUGGAAAUAAUUGUCAGCAACCAGGGCAUCCGUACCACACCCAGCUGCGUGGCCUUCACUGAGACAGGGAGGUUGAUAGGGGAUGAGGCAAAGAACCAGGCAGCCCUUAACUCUCCUAACAUCAUAUUCAGUGCCAAGCGCUUGAUUGGCCGAACAUCUGAAGACCCUGUUGUGCAGGCAGAUGCGGAGUUCUGGCCCUUCCAGAUAGUGAAAGCUGAAGGAAAGCCCCAGGUGCAGGUGUCCUACAAGGGAAAGGAGAAGGUUUUCUACCCAGAGGAGAUUUCUGCCAUGGUGCUGGGUAAAUUGAAGGAGAUGGCUGAGGACUACCUGGGCCACCCCCUCACCCAUGCCAUUAUUACUGUGCCAGCCCACUUCAAUGACUCUCAGCGCCAGGCCACAAAAGACGCUGGUACGAUCGCUGGCCUCAAUGUGCUGAGGAUCCUCAGUGAGACUACAGCUGCUGCCCUGGCCUACAGCCUAGACAAUCCUAGCAAUGGAGGACACAACGUGCUUAUCUUUGACCUGGGUGGAGGAACCUUCAGUGUCUCCGUCCUCACCAUUGAUGGGGGUAUCCUCGAGGUGAAGGCUACCUCUGGGGACACCCAUCUGGGAGGGGAUGAUUUUGACAACUGCCUGGUGAGCUUCUUCAUAGACGAAUUCCUAAAGAAACAUCAGGAGAACAUCAGCAAGGACAGGAGGGCUGUGUGGAGGCUCAGGAGGGCUUGCGAGGCAGCCAAAUGCACACUGUCCUCCAACAUCAAAGCCAGUAUCGACUUGUACUGCCUGUACAAAGGGAUCGAUUUCCAUGCAGACAUCACCCGGGCCCAGUUCGAGGAGCUGUGUGCUGACCUCUUCCGAGGGACCCUGAAGCCCGUGGAGAGGGCGCUGCAGGAUGCAAAGCUGAGCCAGGCCCAGAUCCAUGAUGUUGUCCUGGUGGGCGCCUCCACCCGCAUCCCCAAGAUCCAGGAACUGCUGCAGGAUUUCUUUGGUGGCCGGCAGCUAAACAAAAGCCUCAACCUGGAUGAAGCUGUUGCCUAUGGGGCAGCAGUUCAAGCUGCCAUCCUGAUCGGAGAGAGGUCAGAGGUCACUAGGGGCUUGCUUGCCCUGGAUGUGGUGUCCAUGUCUCUGGGGAUUGAGACGGACGCAGGGAAAAUGCACACUCUGAUCAGACGCAACACUGCCAUGCCCGCGGUGGUAACUCGGACCUUCACCACCUUUGAUGACCAUCAGCCUGACCUGCUCAUCCGUGCCUAUGAGGGGGAGAGAGCUACUGCCAAGGAGAACCACCUGCUUGGCCGUUUCCUUUUGAAGGGCAUUUCUCCCGCCCCCCGUGGCAUGGUCUUGGUGGAGGCGACCUUCUAUAUUAACGCAGAUGGCAUCCUAACUGUGUUUGCCCUGGACAAAGUUGCCGGCAAUGCCAAUCCCAUCACUGUGGAUGCCAACAAGGGGCGACUGAGCAGAGAGGAGAUACAGAGGUUAGCGGCAGAGGCUGAGAAAUACCGAGCUGAGGAUAGGGCACAGAAAUGGAAAUUGGCCACUAAGAACUACCUUCAGUCCUGCGCUUUCAGUAUGAAGCGGACCUCUGAAGAUAUCCUUAACUACUUCACCUUGCAGGCCAAGAAGAAGGUGAUGGAGAAAUGUCAGCUGGCCUUCUCUUGGCAGUCCAACUGGAUGGCUGAAGAGGAGGAGAUCAGGCCCUAUGAAAAUGGUCUCGGGGAACUCCCUCCCAGGACUUAAACGCCUCAGUAACAGCACCGCGGGCAUCAACAGAACAAAACCAAACAAGUUUGUGGUCACCACUUGCAGCUUGACUUUCCAGUUUACCCAAACUACCAC
This is a messenger RNA of Gopherus evgoodei (Goodes thornscrub tortoise), 4628 nucleotides long. Its product is annotated as heat shock 70 kDa protein 1A-like. Gene Ontology annotation, molecular function: ubiquitin protein ligase binding; heat shock protein binding; ATP-dependent protein folding chaperone. The record is from RefSeq and is a predicted model, not a curated record. Gene Ontology annotation, biological process: cellular response to unfolded protein; protein refolding. Lineage: Eukaryota; Metazoa; Chordata; Testudines; Testudinidae. Gene Ontology annotation, cellular component: blood microparticle; cytoplasm; vesicle.